Molecule: messenger RNA, 9718 nt
Organism: Poeciliopsis prolifica (blackstripe livebearer)
Lineage: Eukaryota; Metazoa; Chordata; Actinopteri; Cyprinodontiformes; Poeciliidae
Gene: ptchd1
Product: patched domain containing 1
Exons: 4
Coding region: 5966-8893 (975 amino acids)
Biological process (GO): chemical synaptic transmission; cognition
Cellular component (GO): plasma membrane; synapse
Source: RefSeq, a predicted model, not a curated record
UAUUCAUUUUUUGUCCACCCUGUGGAUUAGCUGUUAUGUCACUUCAUUCAUAUACCAGCGGUUCCUUUGGGUCUUUACCUGAUGCCCAGUGUUUGUGGGUCUGGGUUUUGCCCGCAGUAUCCAGCGGGGGGAGUUCCAGUAAUGGCCUGUAUCUGUGGCCGCCUCAUUAGGAGAAACAGUCCAGCCGCCAGUUUGUCGUCGUCGUCUCGACGGGGAGUUCGGCUGAUUAACGGAUUGUCGGAGGUGGAGAUGAUAUGGAUAACCGUGGCAGCCAUUUUUCAACACUGGCAGUAUUGAUUGCUGAUGACAACAGAUGGAAAUGUUGCUCACAGUUUUCUAUCUGCUAAGCUCCCAUAUGAAACAAGUUUUUAUGUCUAUUAUCUUGUUUUUUAGAUAGUAAAAUGACAAGUUAAUGAUGGUAAUCUAUCAAUAACACAUAAUGGGAUAAUAUGAUCCCUACAAAAUCCAUUUUAAUUUCAUGACAAGCAGAAACUUCAAUGUAAAGUGAAACUCCUGGAUGCAGGUUGGGGGCCAAAAAUGCCAAAUACCAGUAAAUAGCUAAUCUCCACAAAAAUAAUUUUAAUAGUUAAAUCACUAAGUAUACCUCAAUAUGCACUAAUAUCCACAGGAGAGCUUCUUAGUGCCACCAUCUAACAUCUAACAUCCAUGUUCUGCCUUACUGGGAGUUCAGCCAAUCAGAGUGUAGGGAAAUAAAUGGCCCUCCUGGAUUGGCUGGUUUGAAGAAUGCCAGCCAAUAGCCUGCCAGGUAAUGCUAUAGCUAGGUGUUUCAUCUUCCCAGGUAACAUUCCAAGAAAAAAAAUUAAAUACGCAAAAUUUUUGUGUAUAUUUUAGUCUAUCUCACAGAAUAAUCUAUAAAUAGGUUAAUUUUCCACAUUUUGGAGUUAUGUUACAUAGAAAAACACCUAAAAUUUUCUGUGAAUAAUGUGGAGAAAUGUGCUACAAAAAAACAAACAUGAAUUUUCUGCAUAUUUUUGCAAAUUAUUUGGAAUCAUGUUCCAAAGACAAAACAUUUGCAUUUUCUGUGAAUAAUUUAGUCACAUUUCCUGGAAAAUCUGCAAUUACGGGUUUCAGUGAAUUCAAAAGAAAAACCCUAUAAGUUUUAUGCAAAUAUUUAUUAGUCUUAAUCCUCAGGAAAAUCUGAAAAAAGGCACAAAUAAUACAGGGAAUGUCAAAGUGUUUUAAAUGCAUGAUAACUGAAAACUACUGGGCUCAUUUUGUGCAGUUUGUUCAUCUUCCAGCGUUCACCAUGAUGUGAAGACAAAAAACAAACAAAACAAAUUAAAGGAGAGAAAAGCCAAUCAGAAACAGUAUGAUAGUAAAAGAAAGAUCGUAAGAUAAACAAAAUAAAAACCUGAGAAAACAACUCUGUGGAUUUGAUCGCAUCUGUUUAGUUGUUAUCGAUUCCCGAAGAAAUUUUCUGAAUAUCACAAUAAAAUGUAAAUUCUGGCUUUUAUUAAGCUUGAUUCUGCCUGCAGAAUCAUUAAACGGGACCUGAGUCGUUACUUUGCGAAAGCACGUCACCAUAUUGCGGUAAAUCCACUUUAGUGGCUGCUGUAAAACUGACGGCUGCAGUAAGCGAAGAGCUGCGUUGUCAUUUGAGUCAUUUCCUCAUUAAAAACCCGCAGCACUCAGGGUGAAAGACGGGCUCUAAAUAACCCAAGUUUGGGAAUUAAUUGUGUUUUAAAAGCAGAGCAGUUGAUUUUUAUGUUCAUCCAUAUUUAAAAUGAAUAUCAUUGUUUCAGUUUAAAAUAUUUACGCUCCCUGAAGUGUUUUGAUGGAGCGUUCAGAGGCUUUCCUCAGAUGUGGCUCUCUGACCUCUCUGCUGUGAAGGUUUCCCUCCGGCGCUGCUGUCGUCAUCAGGCCUCUCCCUGCAUGUCUCACCGGCCGCCUCGGGUUUCAUCUCCUGCCACUUCCUUCUCCGGGAGAGCCGGGCGGGGAGAUGCUCUUUUCACAUCUGCAUCCGUCUGCAUCCGUCUUCUCCGUUUCUGGUCCGUUGCGGUAAUCAAAUCUUUCGGUCUCUGAGAGGCUUCGAAGAUGACUUUACAGUAUUUCACUUCCCCUCACCAUCACUCCCACUCACUGCAGUCUGCCUGGCCUUUCUGGCUAAUGCACAAAUGACAUUUGACAUGCAGAAAUGAACGCUGCUGAGCGCCAAGAAGAUCCUCUAACUGGACAGACGGAAACGAUCAGAGGAGAUCCCUGAAACUUAAAACAAUUGGGAAACAUGUCACAAAAUUUUUCUGCUUCGUGUUUUUCAAUUUAUUGGAAGAUUAGAAACUCUAAUCUUAAAAUCACAAAUUGAUUAUUGUAUUGCUAUUCUGCUGUUAAUACACUACAAAAACACAAAAUCUUACCAAGUAGCCGAUUUUUUUGGUAUAGUUUCUAGUACAGAUGUCUGAGUGAGUGUAAGAUAAGACAAAACUUUAAAAAAAAGUCCUUUAAGAAGUAUUUUUACUGCAUUAUACUUUUUACUUUUACUUGAGUAACUAUUAAAAGGAUUUUUACUUUUACUUGAGUAAAAUUUGUGGAUUUUCUACCCACUGAAUGAAAAACAAACAUGUUUUAACCCCAAAAAAUCACUAGACACAGUUUGCAGUUUUUGCUCAAAGUUUAAGAUUUUUAUUGAAAGAAACUGAUCUGGAAACAUUUUCUUUUGCCUGAUUGUAUUUUUAGAUUCUUACUUGAAUUAUUAUUAUUUUUUCCUUAGAAUACCAGAAUUUCCUACCUUACAAUUCCUCUUGACAUUUUGAUGUAAUUUUUAAGUAUUAAAUGAUUGAUAAUUUGAUAGGUUAUGCCGUACUUGAGUUGACUUUUUACCAAAUACUGUUUUACUUAUGUACAAAUUCUGUCUUAAUUUAAGUGUGUUAAGAUAGUUGCACUAGAAGCUAGUGCUAAGAUUUAGUUUUUGUAGUGUACAUGUUGAUAGUUGAUAAUUGAAUCAAACUCAAGACCCGUGGACCAAAUCCAGCCCGCCGUAGCUUUUUAUGUGGCCCUCUAGAUUAUAGACUAAACACUAAGUGUGCUUAAAUAUUAUUCUAUCAAUCAAGUCAAUGCAGUUUUUAUCUGCUUACUGCCAAAUUAUAUCAAUCAGACCCUCCAGUUUCUUGAGAAUUAUCAUGGAAAUUCACACAGUCAACAAAUGUAUUGGUGAACAGCAAGUUGUAUUUUUACGCUGCUUUCUAAAAAAUUAUCUGACAUUUAGAGCGUCCAUCUUGAACUCAAUAUUAUGAAUUGGGUGAGCAGCCACUCCCAGAUUUGACGAAUAAGCAUAAAAAAACUGUUACUUUGGCAGUUUGAAACUCUCAAACGUAAUUCGUCAUAAAGUAACGUGGGUCAUAUUUCACUUUUAUGGCUGAGUCGAGGUUUUCAUUUCUCAGUAAAAUUGCUCUCAUUUACAAGAGGAAGGUGGAACGACGACAUCCGAGCCACGGCUGCCCACCAUCGCUGGUGAUGGAUGGAUGGAUAAAUAAUACAGAAGGAGCGAAAUAGAAAAUGAAAGGAUGGCGUCUUUAUUAAUGGAUGAACUGUACCAAAACAGAUGGAUGGGGGGAUGGGAGGAAGAGGACGAGGGUUUGGGGAAGUCAGAGAAACCUCGUGAUAUUUGUUUUUUACCCAUGUAGGGGUCUUUGGUAAUGGACAGAAAAUGGGUCAUGAUGUUCAUGGAUGCCCAAAAAGUGAGUUUUUUGCAACCCAUCUGUGUCCAACCCCAAGAGGAUUCCCUCCUACUUUGACCUUAGGUGGAGGUAAAAGUCUGAAGUCUCUUUCCUCCGCCUUGCUCUCGCUGAUGUCUAUGAAUCAUUUAGCAACACUAAUUAGAAUCUUUGUUAUCACAGAUUGCCCCCGAGCCACUUAUAUCUCCACUGCCUUUCAUUUUCAGAUCCUGCUCUUCCUUCCUCCCCCGGGAGGCAUAAAUCAGUCAUUCCUUCACCGCUCCGUCCUCUAUGGACUGGUUAUGGAAAUGAAAGGGCUAAUUGAGACUUAAUUGAAUAACAGAGUAAGACAUAUUCGCAUUGUACUCUUAGGUUUUUACUCAAGUUUUUGGAAAUAAUUACUGUUGCUUCCUGUCUCUUUUGAGCUAUGGCUCAUUAUUAAAGAUGGAUAUUUCUGAAGUGAUGUUCUUGUGUAAAAGUUUUGCCAUUUCAGCAACAAGGCAGUUCAAAGUGUUUCACAUGGUAGAAACAUACAAGUAAACAAAAAGCAAAAAAAAAAACACAUUGUAUUAGUGUAAGAAUAAAUAAAUUAAUCUGUACUGCAGUUAUUAUUAGUUAAAGAAAGUUCUGAAAAGCCUUGAUUUAAAGGAUCUCUGUGUUUCAGCAGAUCUGCAGUUUUCUUGGAAGUUUGCUCCAAAUUAGAGGAGCGUAAAAACUAAAUGCUGCUUCUUUGUGUUUGGUUCUGGUUCUGAUUCUAGUUCAGGUGAACCAGACGAUCUUUAAUAUAUUUUGGUGCUAAGCUGUUCAAUGGUUUGUAAAGUAACAGAAGUAUUUUGAAGUAUAAUCUCUGAGCUACAUCACAAAUGUGAGCAACACUGUCAAUAUUCCACUAAUGUCAGAAACAAAGGCAAUUUUGCAACUAUGGUGUUUCCAUUAAACAAGAAAUGCAAUUAAAAUAAGUGAAUAAGUUUAUUCAUCUGAUGAGCCUUCUACUCAGGUAAUAGAAGGCCAACUUUGUAACUGUCUUUAUGUGUCUCUGAAGGUUCAGGCCAGAUUUCAGACCUGAUCAACUUUCCAGCUGGAAAAGCUGAAGUUGCCUCUAGAUUGUUUCUCUUUAGAUAACUUCGGUUUUGUUUCUGUUCAGCUGGAGAAAGUUUUGGCGCAUCCACGCAUUUAUUUAUCUGUCAGCAAAUUGAAAAUAAAUGGAGUUUUAUGAACUCAAGACUUUUAAAAAUAAAUGAUUUUUGAUUCCUUUGGACCUUGAUCGGAGAGGAAAGCCUGGGCUUUCUGUAUUUUUUUCCCCUGCAAAUCAACUUUCUUCACCGGGACUUUGUUCAUAAUGACACAUCAGUGUCCAAUGAGCUCCACAGGUUAUCGAUGAAGAGUGUGAACAUCUUCUUCUUCUUCUCUUUUUAUUAAACACCUCCACAUAUAAACAGAUUGAGAGACAGCAGGUGUGUGUGUGUGUGUGUUGACUUUAUUUAAGGAGGGGGGAUGGGUGGCAUCACCGUUUCCAUAGAAACGACAUGUUGUAAAGAAAAAGACUGUAAUUUGUAUGGUUUCCAUAGCAACAGACAACACAACAUAGAAAGUUGUGCCAGGUGAGGAUAGGAUGGUAAAUAAAUCGGUUUUUUCCAACAUGUUUGAUCUGAAUUGAUAGAUUUCUCCUGAUCUGCUAAGAAAUCAGGAGAAACAACAGUUUUAUUGUCGUGAAAAGCAGGAGGCGGAGCAGCAAAGGAGCCCGAUCCAGAUGGGAUUUCUGCUUUAAAGGGCGUUAAUUAGCGGUGUCUGGUUGGGUGGGUGGGCUGGAGAUGCCACGAUGAAGGGGAAAUAAAAGGCACAAGGAGGAAGACACGCUGCAGAGGGAAUCCAGAUCGGGCUGAUCUGGGCUGCAUGCAGCCGGCGUCCUUUUCAUUGCGUGCACCGCAUCACUCACCGACCCGCAGAUUCACCCAGCUGGACCACCCUUCAGGUUGCGUGGGGACUUGAUGUUGCAGGGCGGAGCUGGAGCGUCUUAUCUGCAAGGCUGGUCCCCGCAACUGCGUGCAAAGUGAUUGUUUGGUGAGUUUUCUCGCAUCAUGAGGAGUUGCUGAGAUGCUGUUGCGCACGCAGCCUGCAGAAGGCAUCAGUUUUGCUUCGUAACCGCAGCGGAUGAGAGCGAAAAGAGCGAGCAGCGGCGCCGCGGGGACCGCAGCAGAUUGGGAUUCUCCCCCGGCUGCUGACCUCCUGCUCCGGGGGAAGAUUUCUCCCCGCGCCCGGCGCUUCUUCCCCACCGAUGCGUCCGGCGGCCCCUGAUGCUCGGCGGCGCUCCGGGGCUUUCCGGUCGGUGGGAGAGGCUCGAGCCGCGGCCGCGCGCCGGUAGGAUGCUGCGCCAGGUGUUGCACGCGGGACUGAGGACGUCAUUCCACGCGCUGGGCCGGUUCGUGGCCAGUCACGCGGUGUUCUUCGCCUCGGCGCCCGUGCUGCUGGCCAUCCUGCUGGGGGCCAGCUUCAGCCGCUACCGCGUGGAGGGGGACGUGGAGAGCCUGCUGGCGCCCAAACACAGCCUGGCCAAGAUCGAGGGCAACCUGGUGGAGAGCCUGUUCCCCGUGAACCGAUCCAAGCACGCGCUCUACUCCGACCUGCAGACACCUGGACGCUACGGGCGCGUGAUCAUCAGCGCCCGAAGGGGCAGCGUGCUGGACCCGGUUCACCUGGAGACCAUUCUACAGCUCCACAGGCGGAUCUACCAGAUGCAGGUGACGGUUCCGGCUACGACUGCAGCCUCCGGCGGCUUCAACUACUCCUUCUCCUACCUCUGUCUCCCCGACGACAAGAACGUAUGCAUCGUGGACGACAUAAUCCGGGCCAUGGAGGAGAUCCAGUCAGCCCGCACUUCCAACCGAAGCGUCCCGGUUCUGCACUACCCCAUCACACAGCUGGCGGACGGGAGGCAAGCGUACAUCGGGCACCAGCUGGGCGGCGUGCAGGGCUGGGGACACGGCGGCGCGGUGCGACCUCAAGGGACGGCAGCCAAAGGGGAAGGCGUCCGCACUGCUAAAGCGGUGCAGCUCACCUACUACCUCCAAUCCCGGAGCGGGCUGAUGGAUCGGGUGGCGGGUCGAUGGGAGAAAGCCUUCUGUGCCGAGCUAAAGCUCUUCGGAGCGUCGCAUCCAAAGCUGGGGCUUUAUCCCUCCACGUCUUCCUCGCUGCGGACUGACUUCCAGUUCUCCUCCGUGCUGGCACGUCGCCCCCUGCUGGCGAGUUUGGGAGUGUGUGGGGUGCUGGCCAUCCUCUGCUGCUCCAUGAGGGACUGUGUGAGGUCCAAACCCUGGCUGGGUAUGCUGGCUCUGCUGUCUGUGGCUCUGUCAGGACUCACUGCUGCUGGGAUCCUGAACCUGACCGGAGCCACAUAUAACUCCACUUACCUGGGAAUCCCUUUCGUCAUGCUAGGCCACGGUCUCUUCGGCUCCUUUGAGAUGUUGUCAUCAUGGAGGCGAACACGGGAGGAUCAGCAUGUAAAAGAGCGAGUGGCAAGCGUCUUUGAGGAUGUCAUGCUGCGUUUCUCCGGCUCCACCAUGAUCCACCUGAUGACGUUGGGUUUGGCUGCCUCGCCGCUCACCAACAUGGAGGCCGUCCGCCUCUUCUGCCGCACCGCUGCCCUUGCCAUCACCAUCAGCUACAUCUACAUGCUGUCCUUUUACAGUUCCUGCCUGGUGUUUACAGGCUACUUGGAGACGAGGUAUAGACAUGGCUGCUUCUGUCGGCGAGUACCAAAGCCAGACCGGCUUGAUUCGAAACCGGCUUGGUACCGGUGUUUGAUGUACACCCGUUACCAAGAUGAGGCGCAAUCAACCAACCCGCCUCAUGGAGUUGGUCACACUCAUGUGCCAAAUCCUAACCUAACUCACAUGGCAAACAGUUCUUGUGUUCAUGGACACAUGGCGAACUCCAUACAAACCCACUCACCCCAUCACACUCAUUCAACAAUAGCUGCAGUUCCUCACCCUCAGGACUGCCAUCUUUUGUUGGGAUGUGUCCGGCAUUGCUAUGGAGACUGGAUCACCAACACUUACGUCAAACCCUUUGUAGUUUUACUGUAUCUGGUUUACAUCUCCUUUGGAUUGAUGGGCUUUCUUCAGAUGACCCAGGGCUCUGAUCCCAGUGCACUAGUUGCCACAGAUACAGUAACAGUGUUGUACACACGUGCGCAGCAUCGGUACUUCAGCUCCUACUCGCCAGUGAUUGGAUUCUACAUCUACGAAAGCGCCCCCUACUGGAACGCCUCGGUGCAGCGGGACCUGCUGGAGUACGCCAAAGGCUUCCAGAGGAUCAGCUGGCUGGAGGCGUACCUGAGCUACCUGUCUGACCGCAACCAAUCCACCAGCCAGCCUCGCGAGAACUUCACCCGCACACUGCGCCACUCCUUCCUUCUCGAGCCGCAGUUCGCCCACUUCGCAGAUGACAUCAUCUUCGCAGAGCGCGGACAAGGGGAGGAGCCAGACGUGGCAGCCUCACGCAUCUUCUUGGUUGCCAAGACGACGGAGAACAAGCGCGAGGAGAUGUCUGUGCUGCUCGACACUCUGCGCCGCCUGUCUCUCACCUCUCGGGUGCGCUUCUUGAUAUUCAACCCCUCCUUUGUAUACUUGGACCGGUAUGCGACGGCGGUCAGCUCCCCCCUCAGACACUCACUGCUGGCGGUGCUCUUCCUGUUGGGUCUGUCCUCUCUGGUCGUCGUGGAGCCACUGGUCUCCCUGUGGCUCGGACUCACCCUUCUCUCUGUCCAGUUUGGGGUUCUGGGCUUCAUGACUUUGUGGGGCGUGGAGAUGGACUGCGUGUCGGUGCUGUGCCUCAUCACGGCUUUGGGACACUCGGCGGACUGCAGCGGCCCCCUCCUCUGUGGCUUCGCCUCGGGCCGCGGUGAAAGCAGGACUCGCUGGGUUCGCUUGGCGUUAGAGCGACACGGCGUUCCCUCCCUACAGACGCUUGUGUGCUACUGCGCUGCCCUGGUGCCCAUCUGCGCUGUGCGCUCCAACCUCACUCGCACACUCUUUCGCUGCCUCACUCUGACGGCCGGGUGCUCGGCCCUGCACACGCUGGCCUUCCUGCCGACCCUCCUCACCUUCCUGCCUCCCUCCAAGAGCAGGGACCAUCGGCCAGGAAGAGAGGGCCAGAGGCAGGAAGUGGAGUGUGUUGAAAUGAAUGACAGCACCAGAGUAGUGGACCAGAUCACCACUGUUUGAGCACGUAGAGGUUGAAAGAUUAGCAAAAGGGGCAGUAUUAUGUAAAAUCAACUUUUUUAGCUUUACAUCGGGUUAUGAUGUCAUUCCCUCAUCACAAACAUGCCUGGAUUGUUGCUUUGAUUCCUUAAUGCAUGUUUGAGAAAUCUUCUGAUGUCCAUGGAAACCAUUCUGCUGUUCAAAACACCUGGUUGGACGUAGCCCCGCCCUCAAGGUGCAUCUUCUCCCCCACUCAACUCCUUCAGACUAGCCAGCAGCAAUUAGCAGGCACUUGGUGGAAAUGCAUAUGUGGUAGAGCUACUUUUUGGUGCAAUUCUGGAGAAAACAUCGUUAAAGGGUUUAAAGAGGAGCCAUAUUGUGAUAACAUUCCGAAAGAACAGAUGCUUCUUAAAGAGACAGAAGCCCAAUUUCAAGGCGCCAAAUUAUGAAAUCAAAUUUCUGUGAAGUCAAACAGCAUUUUGAAGGUAACGCAGUUACUUGACUGUGCUACAAAAUGGCACAAAAAUACAUAAUACUGCCUCUUUAACAAGGAAAAAUAUGAAAGGAUUUUUCCCUGGAUGAAAUGUCUUUCCUGCUUAUUGGUGGAGCAAUGCGGCAUGUAAAUGAGUUUUCUCCCAAUCACAGGAUUGAAAAUGUGCCUGGAUGUAAACACUUUUCUUUUUAGAACUGGCUUUAGAUUUGACCCUUUACUGCCUCCUGCUGUAUUUACUUUCUGUUUGCCAUAUCAUGUUGCACAAUUUCAGCUUGGAUGACCGGACGGAAUCCUCUGUAUUACUUAGUAUUUCUACUUUAAUGCUGGACAAAUAAAGUCAGAAUAAGAGAACGUAA